Molecule: messenger RNA, 216 nt
Organism: Protopolystoma xenopodis
Lineage: Eukaryota; Metazoa; Platyhelminthes; Monogenea; Polystomatidea; Polystomatidae
Source: the annotation of a GenBank genome assembly
AUGUCGGUUUUUUAUGCUCGCGACAGGAGAACUGGCCAGGAAUGCAGCACUUUUUAUGGUGCCCAAGGUGGGCACGAGUCGAGGGAUUUUAUGUCGGCUGUUAACGGGCGCUCUGAAGUGACAGGGUCAGUUGAGACAAUGUGGAUCUCGAGGAUGUUCACGUUUGUGGCCAUUGGCAGCCUCGUGGCCGAGAAUGUGGGUCGGGUUGAGGCAUAA